AUGACUGAUACUGCAGCCGCCGAAACAGCUCCUCCAGCCGCUGCCGCUCAAGUCAAAUCUCCCAAGAAGAAGAAGGCGGCUCCCCGAUCGAAGGCAACCGGUCCCAAGUUAGGCGAACAGAUCCUGAAGAUUGUGGCGGGUUGCAGCGAUCGCAAGGGGAUGUCCCUGGCCGCGAUAAAGAAAGCUUUGUCUGGCAGCGGUGUCGAUGUGGGGAAGCUGGGCUCCCAGAUCAGGUUAAGUAUCAGGAGGAAGAUGGAGAGCGGCUCCCUGGUGCAGGUAAAGGGACAGGGCGCCUCCGGUUCCUUCAAAAUCCCUAAGAAGGAAUCCCAGGGGAAAGUGGGAAAGAAGGACAAGAAACCAACAGCCAAGAAAUCUUUAGUAAAGAAACCAGCGGCCAAGAAAGUGAAAACAAAGAAAGCAGCAGCCAAGAAAUCUCCAGCCAGGAAAGUAGCAGCCAAGAAAUCCCCAGCGAAGAAAGCAACAGUUAAGAAAACAAGCAGCAAGAAGGCGGCAACUCCAAAAAAGGCGGUGAAAGCGGCGGACGGGAAGACGGCGGCGGUGAAGAAACCCAAGAGCCACAAGAAGGUGGAAAAACCUCGGGCUAAGACCAAGUAUAACCCCCAAAGAAAGCAGCGGCCAAACAGAAAUUAA
Molecule: messenger RNA, 651 nt
Organism: Carcharodon carcharias (great white shark)
Lineage: Eukaryota; Metazoa; Chordata; Chondrichthyes; Lamniformes; Lamnidae
Product: histone H1-like
Exons: 1
Coding region: 1-651 (216 amino acids)
Biological process (GO): nucleosome assembly
Cellular component (GO): nucleosome
Molecular function (GO): structural constituent of chromatin; DNA binding
Source: RefSeq, a predicted model, not a curated record